AGUGAACUCUGCGGAGGUGCCACUUCUGCUUUUCAGGCCUUUAUAUAACCUCAACCCUGGUGAAGACUGACACUACAGAACUGACCCUGAGCUAAGCUGAGCAGCCUGCCAGAGAAGAGAGAGAAUUCAUUCAUCUAUUUUUUCAACUUGUAUUGUACCAGUAAAGAUGGUGACCUGUGGAACUCUGGUGAAGAUCUGGACAGCAGCAAUCGUCAUAGCAACGCUGGUCUGGACAGGGACAGAUGGAGAUAAGUUGUCGUCGUGCUGUAAGACAGUGACCAGGAGUGAGGUGACCGAUCCGAUCACAGGCUACUGGACUCAGCACUAUAACGCUCCCUGUGUACGGGCCGUCAUCUUGGAGACGGAAAAGGGCCUGAUCUGUUGUCACCAUAAACAACCCUGGGUACGCCGCAAGAUUCAACAGUUUGAAAUGGCCCGCAGGAGCUCAUCAUCUCCCUCUCUCUCCUCCUCUCCACCCUCUCUCACCUCCUCCCCUACCACUACCUCCUUACCUUCCUCUCCUCCCUCAUCCACCUUUACCUUCUUACCCUCCUCUCCUCCACCUCUCUCCUCCUCUUCCAACUCUCUCACCUCCACCUCUACCUUCUUACCCUCCUCUCCUCCACCUCUCUCCUCCUCUUCCAACUCUCUCACCUCCACCUCUACAUUCUUACCCUCCUCUCCUCCACCUCUCUCCUCCUCUUCCAACUCUCUCACCUCCACCUCUACAUUCUUACCCUCCUCUCCUCCAGCUCUCUCCUCCUCUCCUCUCUCUGUUUCCUCCUCUCUUCAAUCGCUCUUCUCCUCUCUUUUCCCUGCUUCCCCCUCUUCUCCCCCCGUAACUUCCUCUCACCCCUCUCUGUCCCGCUCUCCCUCCUAUCUCCUCUCCUCUCUUUUCCCUGCCUCCUCCUCUCCUCCCUCAAUCACUUCCUCUCCUACAUCUCUUUCCUCCUCCCCUCAUUGGGAAUCAACCGAGAAUGCCUUAACUCAGCAGUCAACAGCCAACCAAUAGAAUCCUUGCCAAUGGCUGAAGUUCCACUAAAGUUCCACUUCCUCAUAUCUAAAAAAACAGACUUCAAUUUGCAUAUUACACUCAGAUUUGAUAUCUUUUUAGUUAUUAUUUUAUUCUGUUGUCAUCAUUAUUUAUGAAAUAUCUUCAAGGCCAGUGUCUCGUGUAUUUAUUAGUUAAUUUCUUCAAGUAGUUAUGAUGACUUUUCAUUAUACAUUACCAAUGAGUUCUUAAUGAGUUCUUAAUGAGUUCUUAAUGAGUUCUUAAUGAGUUCUUAAUGAGUUCUUAAUGAGUUCUUAAUGUUAUUUAACACAUUUAUUUAUUAAGUACUUAUACAUUUAAUUGGUUUCUUUUUGAUCAAUCAACGUUAUUUUAAGAAAUGUUUGUAAGAGAAAUGUCCUUUUCUACUUAUUUAUUCAACAAUAAUGAGUUGUAAAACAUCAGAAAAUGGAUGAAACUGAAAUAGAAAAUAAAAUGAUGGAAAUAUUAUUUUGAGUUGUCAGUCUGACUGUUUUGACGUUGUGGUGCAGACACUAUGCAUUUGCAGCAUCAACUUUUCACACCUUCUGGUGUUCGUGUGUG
Messenger RNA from Oncorhynchus gorbuscha (pink salmon), 1591 nucleotides. RefSeq lists its product as uncharacterized. Gene Ontology annotation, cellular component: extracellular region. The transcript has 5 exons. Lineage: Eukaryota; Metazoa; Chordata; Actinopteri; Salmoniformes; Salmonidae. The record is from RefSeq and is a predicted model, not a curated record. Gene Ontology annotation, molecular function: chemokine activity. Gene Ontology annotation, biological process: immune response. The coding region runs from base 167 to 1012 and encodes 281 amino acids.